UGAAUUUCGACGUGGUCCACGAUUUCACACGAGAAUUUUCGAUUUUGCAAUGUUCCAAAGUCAAUCAUGAAUUCUGAACCAUCAAACGAUAAUUUGACGAUUGAUUCUCCGAUUGAAGCGGAUAAUGAUCAAUCAGUAACAUGUUCGUCCAAAGUCUGCAGAAAGAAACAACAAAAAAUCAUUAAUAUCACGAAGCCUAAAUCUUGUAAAAGAGGAAUCGUAUAUUUAAGCUAUAUUCCAGAAGGAAUUACCGUGAAAAAUAUCCGUCAAAUACUGUGCAAAUAUGGCGAAAUUGAACGAAUUUAUUUGGAAAAAGAUUCAUCUCUAAGAAAACCAGGCGGACGAAAACGUAAAAAGAUUUAUCGUUAUACUGAAGGAUGGAUUGAAUUUAAGAAAAAAAGUGUUGCUAAAAUGGUGGCAAAUACGUUGAAUGGAAAACAAAUCGGCGGUAAACGUCAUACAAAAUUUCAUGAUGCCUUAUGGAAUAUGAAAUAUCUAAAACGAUUCAAAUGGAGUCAUUUGGCCGAACAAAUGGCCUAUGAAAAAGCUUUAAGAGAUCAGAAACUACGCCUAGAAAUUGGCCGUGCUAAACGCGAAGCAACAUUUUAUGCCGAAAUGAUUGACCGUAAUCGACAUAAAAGAGCCAUCUAUAAUGAUAAUAAUCGAACAUAUAAACAACGAGUGACUGAUGAACAAAUACGUCAACAAAAACCUAAUCCAAAUGAGCUUGAUGAAGAAUUAUUAGAAAGUAUAUUCAAAUGAUUAUUGUUCACAAUUGAUAAUUUUAUGUACAUAAAUUUAAAUGAUAAUAUUCUUACAAAAAUCAUAAUG
Dermatophagoides pteronyssinus (European house dust mite) is the source of this 831-nucleotide messenger RNA. Its product is annotated as activator of basal transcription 1-like. Gene Ontology annotation, molecular function: RNA binding. Gene Ontology annotation, cellular component: nucleolus. Gene Ontology annotation, biological process: endonucleolytic cleavage in ITS1 to separate SSU-rRNA from 5.8S rRNA and LSU-rRNA from tricistronic rRNA transcript (SSU-rRNA, 5.8S rRNA, LSU-rRNA); endonucleolytic cleavage to generate mature 5'-end of SSU-rRNA from (SSU-rRNA, 5.8S rRNA, LSU-rRNA); small-subunit processome assembly. NCBI's taxonomy places the organism in Eukaryota, Metazoa, Arthropoda, Arachnida, Sarcoptiformes, Pyroglyphidae. The record is from RefSeq and is a predicted model, not a curated record.